Messenger RNA from Paramecium sonneborni, 791 nucleotides. The record is from the annotation of a GenBank genome assembly. NCBI's taxonomy places the organism in Eukaryota, Ciliophora, Oligohymenophorea, Peniculida, Parameciidae.
AUGAAUUUGUAAUAAUUAUUAGAAAUUGAAAGUAAAUUUGAGCAUCUUUCAAUUAUUCCAAUUUUCGAUGAAAUCCUAAAGUACAAAUUAAAAAUUAUUAAGUGGGGGAAUAUAAACUGGAAUAUUAACAGAAAUAUUUGGUGAAGCAGGUUGUGGUAAGACUCAUGUAUGCAUGACUUUAAUGAUAAACACAAUAAUAAAUUAUAAAACCUCUAAAGUGAUUUACAUUAGUACAGCUAAAUAAUUGCAAUAAGAUCGUUUUAAUUAAUUAUUAUGUAAAAAUACUUAUGUUAUUGGAAUUAGAAUAUCGAGUAGGUAAGAAAUCUAAAGAUAAGUUUACUAAUUUAUUCAACAAAUGUAUAAUAUAACAUUUAAAUAAUCCUAAAUUUAUGGAUGAAUACAUAUAUGAACAAUUGCCAACUUUAUUAGAAUAAUAUUAAUUCAAAUUAAUUAUUAUAGAUAAUAUUACAACCUAUUUGCAAGAGAUACAAUUAACAUUAAAUUAAAUGCAAAAAACAUCAAUACUGAAGAAAUUUUCAAAUCAUUUUAGAAAAUUAGCUAAAAAACAUAAUAUAGCUGUGGUAUUUGUGAAUAAUGUUGUAACUUCAACUUAAAAUAAUAAAUUAUAUCCCAGUCUAGGUUAAAAAUGGUCAGAAAUGAUAGAUGAAAGAAUUUAAGUUGAAAAAAAGGGAUUGAUCCGACAUUUUAGAAUUGAUAUUUCUCAUAGAGUUGCUUUAGAUGAUGCUGCUUUCACUAUAUAAGAAAGUGGAAUAUAUCCUUAAGUUGAUUGA